Messenger RNA from Pseudoliparis swirei, 4774 nucleotides. RefSeq names its product divergent protein kinase domain 1C (gene dipk1c). Lineage: Eukaryota; Metazoa; Chordata; Actinopteri; Perciformes; Liparidae. The transcript is spliced from 7 exons. The record is from RefSeq and is a predicted model, not a curated record. Bases 1783 to 3297 code for a protein of 504 amino acids.
CACACUCACAGCCAAGCGGAGAGCGAGGCAGCAGCAGCUUGAGGAGAAACCAGAGCUGCAGAAACACCAGACGUCUGUUGGAGCCGCCUGAAUCCCAGACCAGGGUCUACUGGACCUGCCAGUCCUGAAUCAGGGUCUACUGGACCUGCCAGUCCUGAAUCAGGGUCUACUGGACCUGCCAGUCCUGAAUCAGGGUCUACUGGACCUGCCAGUCCUGAAUCAGGGUUUACUGGACCUUCUGGAGACCCGAUGGAAAAGUCCUUCCCGUCUUUUCUCCCGGAGCAUCUCUGCGGUCGGAGACCUGGUCCUCACGCCGCCUGGACCUCCCAGACCUGCAGACCUCAUCAUCUCAGCCUGGAGAGCGUCAGUCAUGUGGACCGGACCGUCUGAGUCCACUUGAGUCCAGCUCAUCACUUUCAGGUCAAACUGUUUCUGGUGGUCUGGACACCUGAAGAACCCCGACUGCUGGAUCCUGCUGGACUGUCAGAGGGUCUCAGGACCUGAGAGACCAGAACCCUCUGAGGGACCAGGGACUUGAGAGACCAGAACCCACUGUGAGGGACCAGGGACUUGAGAGACCAGAACCCACUGAGGGACCAGGGAUUUGAGAGACCAGAACCCACUGUGAGGGACCAGGGACUUGAGAGACCAGAACCCACUGAGGGACCAGGGACUUGAGAGACCAGAACCCACUGAGGGACCAGGGACUCAAUAGACCAGAACCCACUGAGGGACCAGGGACUUGAGAGACCAGAACCCUCUGAGGGACCAGGGACUUGAGAGACCAGAACCCACUGAGGGACCAGGGACUUGAGAGACCAGAACCCACUGAGGGACCAGGGACUCGAGAGACCAGAACCCACUGAGGGACCAGGGACUCAAGAGACCAGAACCCACUGAGGGACCAGGGACUCAAGAGACCAGAACCCACUGAGGGACCAGGGACUUGAGAGACCAGAACCCACUGAGGGACCAGGGACUUGAGAGACCAGAACCCACUGAGGGACCAGGGACUUGAGAGACCAGAACCCACUGAGGGACCAGGGACUUGAGAGACCAGAACCCACUGAGGGACCAGGGACUCAAGAGACCAGAACCCACUGAGGGACCAGGGACUUGAGAGACCAGAACCCACUGAGGGACCAGGGACUUGGAUCCGGUCCGUGACGUGGUCUCCGGGGUCGUGGGGGUUCCUGCUGGUCCCUCAGAGGUUCUCCUGUGGUUCUGUUGUUCUGCUCUAAUCUCUUGGUUCUGAAGCUCUAACACGGGUUCUCUCUCCUCAGAACCUUCUGGUUCCUCUCUGCCCGACUCAGGUUGAUGAGGACGCUCCUACAGACACCAGCAGGUCUCCCUGGGGCCCACCGGGCCCACCGGGUCCAGCGGGCCCUUGUCCUCGUCCUCCCUCGGCUCCGGCUCUCUGAUACUCGACGCAGUCGGACAUGAAAAGACACUUUUCCAAGUAUCGCUGGUUUAGAAGCCGCCGCGCUCUGAUUGGCCGAUUACAGAUGGAUUGGCCGGUUGCAGGCCUCUGAUUGGACCCUCGCGGGCCGCUCUCUUUCAUCCUCUGAAGCCGAUUUCUUUUAUUCGACGCGAGUUCUCGGAUCUUCGGCUUCGACCGACCGCAAAGCAUCAUGGGAGAUCGGGGGGAACCCGGUUCCUAGCGGUCCUCUUUCUGUCGACGGCGACCCGGUUCUCAGGAGGUCAUCGGGUCGUUAUCGGACCUCCUCAGACCUGCAGCUCGGCAGCUCCGAAGCCUCCGUCUUUCCCGCGUCCGGCGCCGACAUGCCGCCCGGAGCGGCGGCGCCGGGCGUGGCGGGCGUGGCGGGCGGCGCCGGGCGGCGCCUGCUCCGAUGGCUGGGCCCCCGGCUGUGGACCCGGCGGGGGGCCCUGGUGUUCGCCCUGCUCUGGUUCGGGUCCUGGUUGCUCCUCAACAGCCUGGUUCUGGUCCACAGGAGCAUCCUGUCCGACUUCUGCACCGACGACAAGAGCAAGAGCAUCCUGCAGAGACUGUGCCUGGAGUUCGGCGAGGGCUCGGUGACGGGCGACAUGUGUGAGGACCUGUGCGUGCUCGGCCUCGUCGAGUACAAGCGCUGCCUCUACUACGAGAACGGGAAGAAGGUGGUGGAGGCGCGCUGGAGAGGGAGCCGCGUCAUCCUCAAGUCCAAACUGGAGAACUUCUCCUCCUACGAGCCCCUGGGAAUACUGGACUACCAGGACACAGCGGAGGAGCUCUCGCCGCUCGAUGUGGUUUUCUACGCCACUCUGGAGGUACGUAACUCUCUGGGGCUGGCUGACGAGGAGGAGGACGAAGGAGGAGGAGGAGGAGGAGGAAGUAACGUCUCUCUGGCCAGACUGUGGGGGAAGAAGCUGAAGAGCCGAGAGAAGAGCUACUCCCGGGCGGAUCUGGCCUCCCUCUGGUCCCUGCUGCAGCAGGAGGAGUACACCUUCCUCCGGGUCCUGCAGGACCUCAGCACCCACGUGGCCCAGGUGCUGGGCUCCUGCGGCCACUUCUACGCCGUGGAGUACCUGUCGGCCGGCCACGCCUGGGACCAGAACCUCUUCUCCCUGGACGAGGCCCGCGGCCGCUGGAGCGCCCGGCAGCAGGUGCAGCGCAUCGCGCUCAGCUUCCUGCACAUGGUGGAGCACUUCGACCACGACUUCACCCACAAGCUGCACCUGUGUGACAUCAAGCCGGAGAACUUCGCCAUCAGGGACGACCUCACGGUGGUGGCCAUCGACGUGGACAUGGCGUUCUUCGAGCCCAAGAUGAGGGACAUCCUGGACCAGAACUGCAGCAGCGACGACGACUGCAACUUCUUCGACUGCUCGUCCAGCUGCAACCUGAAGCGGGGCAGGUGCAGCGCCCGCCGGCGCAACAGCAACCUGCAGGUGAGCGGGGAGGUCAAAGGGCCAGAGGUCAAAGAGGUUAAUUCCCCUAUUUUCUCCCCCUUUCCUUUCCUGUUUCCUCCUCUCAUCUCCUUCUCCCUCCUCCUCUCUCAUCUUCUUCUUCUUCAGGUGAUUUGUGAGAAGAUCUUCCGGCCGUGGUUUUCUCCCACGCUGCUCGGAGCCAAAGCAGGUCUCCCUCUGCAGGUGGAGCUGCAGCGAGCGGUGCAGGAGUGCUCAGAAACAGACGGAGGUGUGGAGGAGGAUGAAGGAGGAGAGGCAGGUCAAGAAAGGGGCGUCCAUCAGCGCCUCCUCAGCAUCCUGACCCGCCUCCUCCAAGAGGGAGGGGCUUCUGGUGAGGGAGGCGGGGCCUGGGAUGAGAAAGGUCACGCCCACACUGCGCUGAACUUCUGAGCAGGUGAAGAGAAGGCUGCCUGGGACUUGUGGGCGGGGCUUCAUCCUGGAGCCCACGGACCCUCCUGGAGAAAACCAGCGAAUCCAGAGCAUGAAGCUUUCAAUCAGGACCAGAAUCCAGAUCCAACAGGACUCAGACGGACUUAUUCAAGACUAUAUCUGAACAUGAACUAUGGAUAUGUCAUACAUGGCUUCUAAGGUAGAGAAAGGACUGGACCUCACCUUGAACUGGAACCAGGAGAGUGGACCUGGUCUCCUCAGAGGUCCAUGGUCCGGAUCCCCUCAUGGACCAUGGUCCGGAUCUCCUCAUGGACCAUGGUCUGGAUCUCCUCAGAGGACCAUGGUCCGGAUCCCCUCAUGGACCAUGGUUCCGGAUCCCCUCAUGGACCAUGGUCCGGAUCUCCUCAGAGGACCAUGGUCCGGAUCCCCUCAUGGACCAUGGUCCGGAUCUCCUCAGAGGACCAUGGUCCGGAUCCCCUCAUGGACCAUGGUCUGGAUCCCCUCAUGGACCAUGGUUCCGGAUCCCCUCAUGGACCAUGGUCCGGAUCUCCUCAGAGGACCAUGGUCCGGAUCCCCUCAUGGACCAUGGUCUGGAUCCCCUCAUGGACCAUGGUCUGGAUCUCCUCAGAGGACCAUGGUCCGGAUCCCCUCAUGGACCAUGGUCCGGAUCUCCUCAGAGGACCAUGGUCCGGAUCCCCUCAUGGACCAUGGUCCGGAUCUCCUCAUGGACCAUGGUCUGGAUCUCCUCAGAGGACCAUGGUCCGGAUCCCCUCAUGGACCAUGGUUCCGGAUCCCCUCAUGGACCAUGGUCCGGAUCUCCUCAGAGGACCAUGGUCCGGAUCCCCUCAUGGACCAUGGUCCGGAUCUCCUCAGAGGACCAUGGUCCGGAUCCCCUCAUGGACCAUGGUCUGGAUCCCCUCAUGGACCAUGGUUCCGGAUCCCCUCAUGGACCAUGGUCCGGAUCUCCUCAGAGGACCAUGGUCCGGAUCCCCUCAUGGACCAUGGUCUGGAUCCCCUCAUGGACCAUGGUCUGGAUCUCCUCAGAGGACCAUGGUCCGGAUCUCCUCAGAGGACCAUGGUCCGGAUCCCCUCAUGGACCAUGGUCCGGAUCUCCUCAGAGCACCAUGGUCUGGAUCCCCUCAUGGACCAUGGUCCGGAUCCCCUCAUGGACCAUGGUCUGGAUCUCCUCAGAGGACCAUGGUCCGGAUCCCCUCAUGGACCAUGGUCCGGAUCUCCUCAGAGGACCAUGGUCCGGAUCCCCUCAUGGACCAUGGUCCGGAUCUCCUCAGAGGACCAUGGUCCGGAUCUCCUCAGAGCACCAUGGUCUGGAUCCCCUCAUGGACCAUGGUCCAGAUCCCCUCAUGGACCAUGGUCUGGAUCUCCUCAGAGGACCAUGGUCCGGAUCCCCUCAGAGGGUUUGAGUGUACAUGAACGUGUACGAUGAAGUAAAUGUAUUCAGUAAAAGUGACUCGAGGUU